AUGAAUCCCAUGCAGCCGCCAAAUAUGCAUGCUCCACAGGAGAUGUACAUACCUGGCAAGAGGCCCAUGAUAUCGCCAGGCUUAUCUGCAACAAGCCCCAUGGUGUGCAUUGCUUCACAGACACAGGCCUCCCCAAAGCCAAUUUUCACCCCCCUGCCGCUGCAGAGUGCUGAAGUGACAGCAGAGUGCCACAUCGCCACCGCAUUUGUGAAAAUCGAAUUUGUGGUGGAUGCUACCAAUACACAAGGUGGCCCUGGCGUUCUGAUCUUGCCAAAGAACUAUGACACAACAGUCACAGAAGCCAAGAUUCAAAAUUUGACUCAGCACUCUGUUUAUGCCACAAUGGUGGUGCCAAAGGAUGAAGCAGGGCGGUAUGCAGCAAGGAGUGGAAACCGGGUUAACCCAGGAGCUGCAGGCGAAGAUCCUGUAGAUCCAAACAAUCCGGAGCUGUUCAUUAUUAGUUUCGGAAACAUCAAGCCUCGUGAUCUGUUCCGUGUCACAGUUCAUUUCUUCCAGCCGCUUUUGUUUCAACAGGGUUACUACCAGCUUCAAUUUCCGUUGGAGUGGCCCCAGCAGAUGUUGAGUGGUGGUUCUGCACACCUGAGCGCAUUGAUGCACAUAAACUGCAGUAUCAACACUGGCGUCCCAACUGAAGUGAACUGGAAGUGCCCCACACACAAAAUGGUGCCAAAGACAGUGCAGCCUGGGCGGUUGGUGUUGGCAGCUGAUAGGGAGGUCAAGUGGGAGAAUUCAGACUUCAUGAUCGGCUAUGAAGUAUGGGGCAGAGCCAUCGUGGCAUCCAUGAACAUUCAAGCCCCCAAUCCAGUGAACAAGGCACAGGACCCUCGGGGAAAUUUUGCACUUUCAGUGUCUCCACCAGCACCAGAUGUGACUCAGCCUUUCGUGAAGAGUGUUAUCCUCAUUGUCGAUCGGUCUGGCUCCAUGCAAGGAAAGCCCAUCGAGUAUGCCAAGAAAGCCCUCAUGGCUGGCUUGGACAUGCUCAGUCCGAUGGACUUGUUCACUAUAAUAGCGUAUGACCAUGAGCAGAUCACUUGGUCUGGUACCCUGAAGGAAGCAACUCAAGAAAAUGUCUCCAGUGCCAACCACUGGAUCUCUGGAAAUGUUGUGGCAAGGGGCUUGACAGACAUCAAGACGCCCUUGCAACAGGCUAUUCAAAUGCUGCAGGGCAGCCCCUUUGUGCCGUAUAUCUUCCUGCUGACGGAUGGUGCUGUGGAGGAUGAGCGUGACAUCGCACAGUAUCUGCAGAAUGAGGUGAACAUCCCAGGGGCAGCAGACUUGUCCGUUCCACGGGUGUCAACAUUUGCAAUUGGGCCCUAUUGCAAUCAUUUCUUCUUGAAGCAGUUGGCAGUUAUUGGCCGAGGCAUGUUCGAUGUGGCGUUCACACCGUUCAGUAUUCAGGCUCAAAUGGAGCGGAUGCUUGAUGCAGCUGCCAAGCCUGUGCUGACCGAUGUUCGGAUCAGAAUGGAUGGACCGACAGAUGUUGAACUGUAUCCUUUUCCCAUUCCGGACUUGUUUGUGGGUCAUCCGCUGCUGGUGUCUGGCAAGUACAAUGGAAAUUUCCCUCCAACGGUUCAAAUACUGGGCAAACUGCCAAACGGUGAUGAGUGGUCUCAAGAUGUUCACACAACACAGGCAGCGGCGAUCCCUCUGGACAAGGUGUUUGUCAAGCAGCGCCUGGAUGUGCUGACUGCCGCUGCAUGGCUGAAUGAUGAUGGGAAAAUGGUGCAACAGGUAAUUGAAGAGAGUGUGAACUCUGGCAUUGUGACUCCCCACACAUCCAUGCUGCUGAUGCAGACAACAGAGGAGAACCUUGAGGAUAUCAAGAAGAAAAAAGCUCAAGGCAAGAAUGUGGUCCUUACCAAAUAUGCUGUUGGGGGCGCUGCUGGCAUAGCUUUGCUGGCAGGUGCUGGCUUGGCCUUUGGCUUUGGUGACAUCGCAUCCUCAGUCGGCAAUGUGCCGAUCCCAGAUUUUGGUGAUUUUGGAGGCAUAGGCGAUGUUUUCCCGGACAUUGCAGAUGGGAUUGGAGGAUUGUGUGGCGGGUGCGGUGACUGCUGCGGAGACAUUGGCACAUGUCUGGGCGACUGCUUUGAGGGCAUGGGGGAGUGCAUGUCUGAACUUCUUGACUGCUGUGGUACUUGCUUAGAAUGUUUGGGCAACUGUGACUUUUAA
This is a messenger RNA of Ostreobium quekettii, 2190 nucleotides long. The record is from the annotation of a GenBank genome assembly. NCBI's taxonomy places the organism in Eukaryota, Viridiplantae, Chlorophyta, Ulvophyceae, Bryopsidales, Ostreobiaceae.